AUGGACGGAGAAACAGGAUUCACGAAUCCCAAUCACCACAAUAAGGGAAACCGCUCGCACGAAAGCGGUAUCAGCUACCGUUUUCAUGGAGUUUCCGAACCGGUGUGGCUUGCAUCGAGACAUUUUGUAUCCAGAAACGGGAAUGUUGCAUUAAAGACAAAUCGAGUUUUCGAACCGCGUGAGCCGGUUGGGGCAAGUCCAUCUUUAUCUCUGCAGUAUGAAAGUAUAGUAUGCGUGCCAUCUUAUUGUCCGUUUGUCUGGGAAGAAGAGAAAUGGCCAAAUAUGUACAUGAUUUGCGAGUACUUAUCACUGCAACGGAACAUCUCCUCGUCUGAAGUGGUAACAGCCCUUUCGCACCCAAUUAAGCUCGAUGUUGCAGUAAGCUCAACGAAUUUGUGGCGAGAAUGA
Molecule: messenger RNA, 408 nt
Organism: Plasmopara halstedii
Lineage: Eukaryota; Oomycota; Peronosporomycetes; Peronosporales; Peronosporaceae
Exons: 2
Coding region: 1-408 (135 amino acids)
Source: RefSeq, a predicted model, not a curated record